Vicugna pacos (alpaca) is the source of this 3152-nucleotide messenger RNA. Lineage: Eukaryota; Metazoa; Chordata; Mammalia; Artiodactyla; Camelidae. The record is from RefSeq and is a predicted model, not a curated record.
GCGCGGGGUCUCCAAUCUGCCAUUUUUUGUCCCUGAGUAAGUCUCUGGCGUCCCAAAUUCCCUCUGUUUUUUUCACAGGCUCUAUUCCGUCCGCUGGUCCACCACCUCAGGGGAACGAUGGCCGCAGAGUCCACAGCCACUGCCGCCAUCGCCGCGGAGCUGGUUUCCGCCGAAAAAAUUGAAGAAGAUGCUCCUGCUCCUUCUACCUCUGCAGAUAAAGUGGAGAGUCUGGAUGUGGAUAGUGAAGCUAAGAAACUAUUGGGUUUAGGACAGAAACAUCUGGUGAUGGGGGAUAUUCCAGCAGCUGUCAAUGCCUUCCAGGAAGCAGCUAGUCUUUUAGGUAAGAAGUAUGGAGAGACAGCUAAUGAGUGUGGAGAAGCCUUCUUUUUCUAUGGGAAAUCGCUUCUGGAGUUGGCAAGAAUGGAGAAUGGUGUGUUGGGAAAUGCCCUGGAAGGUGUGCAUGUGGAAGAGGAGGAAGGAGAAAAAGCAGAAGAAGAAUCUCUGGUAGAAAAUAAUGAUAACAUAGAUGAGGAAGCAAGGGAAGAGUUGAGAGAACAGGUUUAUGACGCCAUGGGAGAAAAAGAAGCCAAAAAAACAGAAGACAAUUCUCUGGUAAAGCCCGAAAUGGAUGAAGAACAAGAGACUGAAAUGGAGAAGGGUAGAAGAGAAGAUAUGGAUGUAAGUGAGCCUGCAGAGGAACUACAGGAAAGAGCUGAAUCAACUUCAGAUCAGUUACCUGAAACCACUGAAGAGGCAAAAGGAGCAGCAGCACCAGAAGGACUGAAUGAAGACGAAGUCACUUCUGAGAAGCCAGAACAGGAAGUACCAGAUGCUGAGGAAGGAAAAUCAGUUACUGGAACUGAUGUCCACGAAGAGUGCAGAGUCAAAGGGGGUCAGGGAAAAGUAAUUGUGAGCAUAAAGGAGGAGAAGCCAAAAGAAGCUUCAGAAGAGCAGCCUGUUGUGACUCUAGAAAAGCAGGGCACUGCAGUGGAGAUAGAAGCAGUCAAGCCAGUGGAUGUGGGUGGGGAUGAGCCAAAGGAGCAGGUAGCUGCUGCCUCUGAAGAUGAGCCAGGAAAGGCUGCUCUUGAGCAGUUGAUAGGGCAAGAGUUGCCUCCUGUUGAAGAGGCUGCAGAGGCCUCAGCUGCAGAAGCUGGAUCAGAAGUUUCUGAGAAGCCUGGGCAGGAGACCACAGUUUUCCCUAAGGGUGGUGCAGUCAAUGGACUGUCAGCUGCAGGGGAUCAUACUCCCACUGAACCACAGACUAAUGCAGAAGGACUGACAGAAAUAGAAGAUGGCCCAGGAUUAGAGGAGAAUGUCAGGGCAGAGUUGGUUCCUAGCCAGGAGGAGACUAAGCUGUCUAUAGAAGAAUCUGAGGCAGCUGGAGAUGGGGUUAAGACUGAGGUAGCCCAGGGGGCUACUGAGAAAUCCCCUGAAGACACAGUUAAGAUAGCUGCUAAUGAAGAAACACAAGAGAAAGAAGAACAGAUGAAAGAGGGUGAAGAAACCGAGGGCUCAGAAGAGGAAGAUAAAGAAAAUGACAAGGCUGAAGAAACACCAAAUGAUUCAGUUCUUGAAAACAAGUCUCUUCAAGAAAAUGAAGAGGAGGAGAUUGGGAACCUAGAGCUUGCCUGGGAUAUGCUGGAUUUAGCAAAGAUCAUUUUUAAAAGGCAAGACACGAAAGAAGCUCAGCUUUAUGCUGCACAGGCACAUCUUAAACUUGGAGAAGUUAGUGUUGAAUCUGAGAAUUACGUCCAAGCUGUGGAGGAGUUCCAGGCUUGCCUAAACCUGCAGGAGCAGUACCUGGAAGCCCAUGAUCGUCUCCUUGCAGAGACCCACUACCAGCUGGGCUUGGCCUAUGGGUACAACUCUCAGUAUGAUGAGGCAGUGGCACAGUUUAGCAAAUCUAUUGAAGUCAUUGAGAAGAGAAUGGCCGUACUGAAUGAGCAGAUGAAGGAAACUGAGGGAUCAUCUACUGAAUAUGAGAAAGAAAUUGAGGAGCUGAAGGAACUGCUACCUGAAAUUAGAGAGAAGAUAGAAGAUGCAAAGGAGUCCCAGCAUAGUGGGAAUGUUGCUGAAUUGGCUCUGAAAGCAACUCUGGUGGAGAGCUCUACUUCAGGUUUCACUCCUAGUGGAGGGGGCUCGUCAGUCUCCAUGGUGGGUAUGCAGAUUGCUAGUAGAAAGCCAACAGAUGGUGCUUCCUCGUCAAAUUGUGUAACUGAUAUUUCCCACCUUGUCAGAAAGAAGGCUGAGAAUCAGGCUGAAAGCCGGGCAGCAGUGGAGGGGACAGUGGAGGCCGGAGCUACAGUUGAAGGUGCUGCAUGUUAAGAGAGGGAGCAGCCUUCCUCCCAAGGGAAAGUGUUUUUGUAUAUAAUGUAUUUUUUCACUUUUGGGGGAUUCUUUUUGUAUAACUUCAAUAAAGACUGUAAGCAAAGGUUGAGGCUUUGAUGAUUUUUUUUCCCCUUAAAUACUGGCUAAAUCUGUGCCUUGGAGCACUCUGGGUUUUAUAUAGUGGCCAAAGGUUUUUUGUCUCCCCUCCCCUCCCUUCUGUACUGAUCUCUGUAUUGGAAGUUCUAAUCCAAAUUCCUAUCUGUCUGAUGUGGAGGUGAUCAAAUCAAGUGUGGCUGUAGGCCCUUUGUCUUCCAGUUGGUGCUAUAUUUUUGCCAUUAUACUCAACUGAAAAAAAAAAUACUCAACUGAACCCAGCUGUCUUGCAAACUUUUUGAGUGGUGCUGUCCCUGGAUGGGGGCUACAAAAACUUGCUCCUUGGUGCUACUAUUGAUGGACUUUGACUGUGAGAUGGUAAAAGCUUCCAAGCCAGGCUUUGGAUGGCACCUGUCUUUUAUCCAUUUGUUCCCCAACUGGGGCCAUAAUCCUGUCCUGGAAAAAGAACUCUGAAGAAAAUUUGGGGCAGGGGAAGGGGGAGAAAUCCUUGAAGAAAACUGUUAAUUGUAGAGAAUUGAACUUCCUAGUUUGAAAGCGGCUAAGGGACUGACUGUGAUGGACACUUUGGAUGUGGCUGGAAGAAUCUGUGGGGAGACUGGUUUGUUGAGUUACAUAUUUGUUAUAUUUCAACCUUUCUGUACAGAAAAUAUUAACACUUGGAAUUGUUACCUGUCUGCAGUUUUGAUUUCUUAAAUAAAAAUGCUAAAAAA